This is a messenger RNA of Liolophura sinensis, 1357 nucleotides long. RefSeq lists its product as uncharacterized. Lineage: Eukaryota; Metazoa; Mollusca; Polyplacophora; Chitonida; Chitonidae. Gene Ontology annotation, molecular function: protein binding. Bases 75 to 1262 code for a protein of 395 amino acids. The record is from RefSeq and is a predicted model, not a curated record. The transcript is spliced from 2 exons.
UUUCCCAGCUCCAGAUAAGCCAGCAUGUAUAAAUUCUCGCUCCGCUUGCACUAUUCAGACACAAAAAAAUCAUCAUGGCAUCAAGACGUAACGCUUCGUUUGUGGUAAACGCAACCAACAUAACGGCGCUGGAUAUGGAGGAGAUUUGUGGACUGAUAGACACAGAGUGUCCAGCAACUCUCUUCGAUCCACCGACAGGGGGUGACUCGGAGGACAGCCCUGGUCCACAUGACGAUUCGUGGCCCGGCGAAACACGAGAGGCUGAAGAGCUCAUGGUUAAACUGGACGGGCUACCAGAGAAAAUUCACACUGGUCUAUUUAUAGCUUCACAUCGGGAUUCCCAAAACACACAUCGGUAUACUGUGGUUGACAUAACAGAGAAUUCUGCCUUCUCAGUAGCUGAGUUAAAACAAGAAGAGGAGAUACUAAGAGUAAACGACCUUCGUCUUUACGGCCAGAAGCCAAGCGACGUCCAGAAGUCACUAAGAGAUGUAAUACGAACAUCUCACCAGGAAACCUUGGCCUUCACGCUCACUGUUCGUCGUCAGAACAAGGGAGACUACUCCAGCGGAUAUCAGGAAUUCCUCAAAAUUGAACUCAUUGUUCGAGUCAAUAUUAUAAGAAUGGAAACUGCCAGAGUAUACGCCUCUCGACAACGCUCACACAUCAGCGGAUAUGGCGGAGUGUUGUUCCAGUCUCGUGUCGUAGGAACAGUCCACGAUAUUGUGCAAAUACACCUGAAGCCAAAAUAUCACAACGUUUACAUCAGCUUCAACAGUCGUGCUCAAGACAAACUGACUCCCACUCCGAAAAGGCGGAGAAAGGACGCGUUUAAUAGAACCACGUACGUGGGAUAUGAUACCAGGGCUAAGAAACCAGUGUUUGUGGUAACUCUAGAACUGAUAAAGAGGCCUGGUUAUUACCUGGCAGUACAUGGGUCAGAGGUCGUACUGAAGAGGUACGACAUGGGCGCAAACCCAUACACGGGUAUAGAACAUCCGGAGAGGUUCUUCAUCAUCGGGAAGAUCGGAGAAAGGGACCUGUACGAAUCCCUGAAGAACAGAGAGCACUACGUGUCGUACGAAGAUAGGACACUGAGUCUUCAUCACCACGACUUGACAGUCACAAAGCGGCCUCCUGACAGUAUCGUCUUCGCGCAAGACUUCAGUGCCCCAGAAAUCUCUUCCGGGUCUUCCAUCUUCUCAGGAUUGUUGGCCCUUAUUGGUGCAACGAUUGAAGCCGUGCGACGUACGGCCAAAUAGCCCACUGCGUGAUUAGGAUUAAAGAAAACACAGAACUAUGUGACUGUGUGAAACCGUGAUAAAUUGCAUGUGGUCCUUCGAAAUUUUCAACGCGG